Molecule: messenger RNA, 1209 nt
Organism: Dothidotthia symphoricarpi CBS 119687
Lineage: Eukaryota; Fungi; Ascomycota; Dothideomycetes; Pleosporales; Dothidotthiaceae
Product: leucine carboxyl methyltransferase
Exons: 2
Coding region: 25-1131 (368 amino acids)
Biological process (GO): C-terminal protein methylation
Molecular function (GO): protein C-terminal leucine carboxyl O-methyltransferase activity
Source: RefSeq, a predicted model, not a curated record
GACUCGGUCGCCGAUAUUCAGACCAUGGCCUCCUCCAGCGAAAUACCAAACCUCAAGACACUCCUCACAGCCCGGAGCGGAGGACCAUCACGUGGGCGAGGACGCGGACGAGGUGGGCUGGGCAGCUCUCGCGAAGAACAGGAGCAGAUCAGAGACAAUGCCGUCAAGGGAACCGACCAAGAUGCUGCGGGGAGCAGGGUGAGCUGCGUCGAGCUUGGCUACCUGCACGAUCCGUAUGCGAAGCUGUUCGCGACACAGCCUGCGACAAGGAGGCUGCCUCUGCUGAAUAGAGGGUCCUAUGUCCGUACUUCUGCCAUUGACCUUCUGGUCGCAAAGUUCCUCACCACACAUCCCUCGUCUUCGAAGCAGAUCGUAUCGCUCGGUGCUGGUACAGAUACGCGCUUCUUCCGCCUCCGCGAUGCCUACCCGGACACGCGAAUAAUCUAUCACGAGAUCGACUUUGCUUCAAACACAGUCCCCAAGAUUGCAAGCAUACAAAGGCACCCGCUCCUGCACCAAAAACUGCCACACGUGCCAUCGAGCUCGUCGUCAUACCACUCAGAGACGUACAACAUCCAUGCGCUCGACCUGCGCUCUCUCGCAGACUCCUCGCAAGAGACGCCGCUGCCCCAGCUGCCAAAUCUAGACCCAAACACACCCACCCUGAUCCUCUCAGAAAUGUGCCUGAUCUACCUCCAGUCCUCCACAGUACAGUCCAUAUUAUCGACCCUCCUGACCAAAUACUUGCAGCCCACGACUCCCGCCUCGCUGAUCCUCUACGAGCCCAUCCUACCCCAAGACGCAUUCGGCAGGACCAUGAUAUCCAACCUGCAGACGCGCAACAUCCACCUCCCUACUCUCACCGCAUAUCCUACACUGGGCGACCAACGUGCACGGCUACAAGGCUACGGGUUCAAGGCAGGCGCAAGGGCCGCAGACACGAACUUUAUAUGGCGAAGAUGGGUCAGCGAGGAGGAGAAGGAGCGAGUUGCGGGGCUGGAGAUGUUGGAUGAGCUUGAGGAGCUCGAGAUGCUGCUGAAGCACUACUGUGUCGCCUGGGGCUGGAGAGACGGCGACGGCGACGUGUUUACGAAGGCUUGGGCUGAUGUUGGAGAGCAAGGUGGAGGGUGAUCGUAUUGGUCCAAGAAAAGUAUCAUCUUAAUAAUAUUUCUUCUAUUCCCAUCACACAAUCAAAGUAUACCAAUCUGC